UAUUUAGCCGUACGUGAGGAUCGAAUGCGCGGAGGUCGCAACAAGCUAGGAGUCUAUUACAAACAGGACAGAGCUGCACGUUCCAAAAUCUUGCAGCAAAGCACUACACGUAGUUCAUCUACUAACAACCCGCAAAAUCCCCACCAACAACAAUUAAUGAUUUAUGCUAAUGGUCUGAAUUUCUAUGAAAACAAUAAUUCAAAUAAUGAGACUACAGUAACCCGCCCAAACCCUUAUGGAAAUGAAACAUUUUCUGGUGGGGUUAAAGCAAAGAGAGCUAAAAGGGAGGUUGCUUCAACAUAUGGAAAUUCGGGGUAA
This is a messenger RNA of Meloidogyne enterolobii, 318 nucleotides long. NCBI's taxonomy places the organism in Eukaryota, Metazoa, Nematoda, Chromadorea, Rhabditida, Meloidogynidae. The record is from the annotation of a GenBank genome assembly.